CCACACAAACUGUUGCGUGCCAUUGUGGGUGCGUGUGUUUGCGUCAGGGUGUUGUGAGAGAGCAGCAGUGUGCUCACACACUUCCUCACCAACGCGUGACCUCGCAGACUCUUUGACGGUCAGGAUGACGUCGCUCAGCUUCCUAAUCGGUCUCCCGCCCCCACCGAAGGCUUAUAGGCUGCAGUAAGUGCAGCCGAGUGAGAGAUCUGCUUACACUCACCUCACGGACGUCACAUCGCUCUCCGCGCUUUCAUCUUCACCUCCCAACAGAGCGGCGAACAGAAAAAUCUUGAGCACACGGUGGACAUAGACGAGGACAGAGAUGGAGACAAUGAGUUACCCAAUGGGUGGCGGGGCCACCAGGCUGUACAACGCCUUGGCUCACACCCUCAGCAGCAGUGGUGGCAGCAGCAAUCGUGUCCCUCUCCCUCUGACGCAUUUGGACCCUUACCAGCCAGCGGACACAAACCCCGAUCCUGAUUUCUGCCAGGAGCAAAAGGGGUCCCCAUCGUGUCCCCUUGAUCCAGCCCAGGUUCUGAGACAAUGUGAGGUGGCCCUCGGUGAUGAACCGCCACGCUUCCACAGGACUUUCAUUCGACACUCGAAUGGCAAUGCCGGCGCCAUCCGGGUGAUGCAGUGGAACAUUCUGGCCCAAGCCCUCGGCGAAGGACUUGACAGUUUUGUGCUGUGUCCUCCGGAGGCCCUCAGCUGGUCCCGAAGGAAGUACCUCAUCUUAGACGAGAUCCUCACCUACCGACCUCACAUCCUGUGUCUGCAGGAAGUGGACCACUACUUUGACACCCUGCAGCCGGUUCUGGCCCGUCUGGGUUAUAGCAGCAGGUUCUGCCCGAAGCCCUGGUCGCCGUGUCUGAAUGUUGAGGGCAACAACGGCCCUGAUGGCUGUGCACUCUUCUUUGAUGAGUCGCACUUCGAGUUUUUGGAUUGCGUCAGUUUACAGCUCUCUGCCAUGAUGAUUCCAACCAAUCAGGUUGCUUUGGUGAUGAUACUACGUUGCCGAAGCACAAGGAGGUGCGUGUGCGUAGCUGUGACCCACCUGAAGGCCCGCGCUGGCUGGGAGUGGCUCCGCAGUGCCCAAGGGUCGGACCUCCUGCGCCAAGUCCAAAAUGUGGUCCAGAGACAUUCCGCGUCAACAUCGGCAGGCUCCAAUUUGCACAUCCCUCUGAUUAUCUGCGGCGAUUUCAACGCAGUCCCAACUGAGGAGGUGUACUGUCGUUUUGUGGCUUCUCCUCUUGGCUUGGACUCGGCUUAUAAGAAACUCAGCCAAGAUUGUUUGACCGAGCCACAGUACACAACGUGGAAAAUUCGCCCGACCGGGGAAUGCUGCACUACUCUGGACUACAUUUGGUACAGUCAGGACACGCUGAGGGUGGAUGCAGUCUUGGACUUGCCGUCGGAGAAGGAGAUUGGCCCUAACAGGCUUCCGUCCUUCAGCUAUCCUUCAGAUCACCUCUCUCUGGUUUGUGACUUCAGCUUUAAGGAGGACGGAUGAGUGGGAAACAUAAAUUCUGAGAACGCACAAUACAUCAUCACUGACAUGUGAACCUGUGCAACAAUAAUGAAGGAAAGAAAGCAAAUAUUACAAAUGAACUGAAACUUUUUCUACCUCCUGAAUUUUGAGAUUGUGCUUCGAUUCUUGGAUUAUGUUCCAGAUCUCUUCCUCCAAGUGUGGUCUGAUGGACAUACAUGCACAAUGCAUCUGAUGUUAAAUCCUAACAUUUUAACCGAAACUGUAACAUGCUGAUAUCAAACUGACUGAAAUAAACAUCAUUUUGUGAUCUUU
Molecule: messenger RNA, 1801 nt
Organism: Hippocampus comes (tiger tail seahorse)
Lineage: Eukaryota; Metazoa; Chordata; Actinopteri; Syngnathiformes; Syngnathidae
Product: nocturnin-like
Exons: 5
Coding region: 323-1510 (395 amino acids)
Biological process (GO): circadian rhythm
Molecular function (GO): poly(A)-specific ribonuclease activity
Source: RefSeq, a predicted model, not a curated record